ACCGGAAGCAGGUGAGCGAUGCGGAGCGGCAGCGGCAGCAGAUGAUGGAGCUGGCGGCGCUAGCGGUCACCCGCGGCAGCGGAGGCGGUGGCGGUGGCGGCCCCUCCGCCGCCUCCUCCUCCUCCCUCAGCGGCACCUGGCACUCCUGCACGCAUGCAGCCCACGUGCGGCCCAUGCUCACCGUCAGCGGCGAGGCGCUGCUGGCGGCGCUGAUGGCUGCCGUACAGCGCGCGGCCGACGCGACGGCGGCGGAGCCAGUGUUGGCCGCGCUGGUGACGUUGGCUCAGUUGGCAGGACUGGCGGGGCUGGAGGAGCUGUGCGAGGCGGCGGUGGCGGCGCUGGCGGCGGCGGGCAGUGUGGCGGCGCCGGCGCCGUUCGGCACCUCCGCCGCCGGCAAGCAGCUUGCGGCGCUGCGUGCGCUGCUGGGAGCGGUGGGCAGCCCGGAGGCGGGGCAGCUGGGCAGCGCAUGGGCCAUCAUACUGAGGACGGCUUCGGAGCUGGAGGCGCUGGUACGCGUCGUGGCACGGCCGUUGCAGCCGGG
Messenger RNA from Astrephomene gubernaculifera, 541 nucleotides. NCBI's taxonomy places the organism in Eukaryota, Viridiplantae, Chlorophyta, Chlorophyceae, Chlamydomonadales, Astrephomenaceae. The record is from the annotation of a GenBank genome assembly.